AAAUAAUUAGAGUCCAAAUUUUCUUCAUUUAUAUGUAGAGUCUUACAAAUCUAUUUUCACAGGCCAAUAAGCCAAAGAUUAAAUAAAAAUCUCCACAUCGCCGUCGAAUCAGUCAAAUUAGGAACCUGGAAAUCGAGAAUGCAUGGCCAUGAUUAGCUCCACCCGUUACAUUCCCUCCUCCCCCGCUCCUCAAUGGCACCCAUUCCUGAAACUCUGAGGUAGACAGAGAAAGAGAAACAGAACUCGCCAGAGGACUCAUGGCCAUGGCAGUGGCCAUAGCCCUCUUCUCCUUCUUGGUUCUCUUAGUCGCCCCCGUCGCAGUUGCAGAUGAGGCCGAAGUCCUCCUCCUCCUCAAGGCCUCCCUCACCAACGCCAACGCCCUCUCCUCCUGGUCUCCGGGAAAUGGCGUCCCCUGCUCCCACACCUCCUCGUGGGACGGCGUCACAUGCGACGCCGGCGCCGUCGCUAGCCUCCGACUCGCCGGCCUUGGACUCUCAGGCAGCAUUGACGUCAACGCCCUCGCUCGCCUUCCUGGCCUCCGCUCCAUCUCAUUAGACGACAACUCAUUCUCCGGCCCCAUCCCACCCUUCUCCCGCCUCCACGCCCUCAAAUCCAUUUACAUCUCCGGCAACUCCUUCUCCGGCCAAAUCCCGGACGAUUUUUUUGUCGCUGCGUCACAUCUCAAGAAGCUCUGGCUCUCAAACAACGCCUUUGAAGGCUCCAUCCCGUCUUCUCUCUCCAAAGCCGUUAGCUUGAUGGAGCUCCACCUCGAGGGAAACCAUUUCACCGGCGGAAUCCCUAAUUUACCAAUGCCGACGCUAGCUUCCUUCAACGUUUCAAAGAACCAGCUUUCGGGUCCCAUACCGUCGAGCCUGAGGAAGUUCAACGCCAGCGCGUUUGCCGGGAACGUGGGGUUAUGCGGGCCGCCGCUUGAGAACAUCUGUGUAGGUGCUGCAGCGGCAGCGGGAGCGUCUUCCGGGAGUUCAGCGGCGGCAGUGGGAUUAGUGUUGGUCAUAAUUCUGGCGUUGGGGGGAGUAAUGGCUGUCGCCGCAAAACGUCGAAAUAAUUCUGGUUUCAGGACGCUCAGCCUCGAGCACGCGACGCCGGGCAUUCAUAUGGCGGAAAGGAGGGAGAGGGAAGCACAGCAGCCUGAGGUUACCACCUCCGCUGCCGUCGCGGAGUCGACGGGAAAGGGGAAGAGGAGCAGCUCAUCGGUAAAAGGAGGAAGAGGGAGCGGGGAAAAUGAGUUGGUGAUGGUGAACGAAGCAAAGGGGACAUUCGUAUUGUCAAAUUUGAUGAAGGCUGCGGCGGAGGCGAUGGGGAACGGAGGAAUGGGAUCAGCUUACAAAGCCGUGAUGGCGAAUGGUUUGACUUUGGUGGUGAAGAGGAUGAACGAAAUGAAUCGGGUAGGGAAGGAGACGUUCGAGGUUGAGAUGCGACGGCUCGGCAGACUCAGCCACCCAAAUGUACUCCCGCUGUUGGCCUACCUUUACCGGAAGGACAAGAAGCUUCUAAUUUCCGAGUACAUUCCCAAAGGCAGCCUCCUCUAUAUCCUCCAUGGGGACCGAGGAAAAGACCACGCGGCGUUGAAUUGGCCGACGAGGUUGAAGAUAAUACGAGGAAUAGCUCAAGGAAUGGCGUUUCUGCACUCGGAGCUGAAUUUCAUCGUUAUCCCCCAUGGCAAUCUUAAAUCCGCCAACGUUCUUCUCGGCCCCGACUUUGAUCCUCUGCUCGUUGACUACGGAUUCCUUCCUCUCGUCAACCUUUCGCAUGCCUCGCAGACAAUGUUUGCCUUCAAGUCGCCGGAGAUUCUCGUCAACCGCCACUUGAGUCCAAAAGCCGAUGUCUAUUGCCUCGGCAUCAUCGUCCUCGAGCUCCUCUCUGGCAAGAUUCCAUCACUGUAUCUCAACGACACCAAAGGCGGGACUGAUCUCGAGCGCUGGACUAAUUCGGUCCUCGCGGAGAACAUUCCGUGGAGUAUUAUUGAUCCCUUCAUCACGCAGGGGUUUAAGUCUGAGGUGUUUGAGAUGGAGCAGAUGGUGCGAGUUGGGGCGGAGUUGAUAGAUGCCGACAUGGACCGGCGGCCGGAUAUGAAGGAAGCUGCGAGGAGGAUUGAGGAGGUGGCGGAGAAGGCCGAGGGACGGAGAAAGGAGGACGGCAGCGCUUCGGCUGGCUUAAAUGAAUCGUUGAUGAGGGAGGGGCAGACCCCCGCCGGAUUAAGUGGAGAUGGCGUCGGAGUGCGCCGAACGGCGAACACCCCAAAAAGGUCGAAGAGCAUUGAGGAUUAUCUGUAGUAUGUCAUCUCUUGAUUCUGCUUCAAAAUUUGGUGGGUGGGGUUUUAAAGGUUCGAAGGAUUGGAAUAUGUGGUAUUUAUUUUUUUGGGGAAAAUGUUUGGUAUUUUCAAUUUACUAUUU
Molecule: messenger RNA, 2414 nt
Organism: Dendrobium catenatum
Lineage: Eukaryota; Viridiplantae; Streptophyta; Magnoliopsida; Asparagales; Orchidaceae
Product: pollen receptor-like kinase 3
Exons: 2
Coding region: 258-2294 (678 amino acids)
Biological process (GO): protein phosphorylation
Molecular function (GO): protein binding; ATP binding; protein kinase activity
Source: RefSeq, a predicted model, not a curated record